This is a messenger RNA of Strongylocentrotus purpuratus (purple sea urchin), 3945 nucleotides long. Its product is annotated as histone acetyltransferase KAT8-like. Gene Ontology annotation, biological process: regulation of DNA-templated transcription. NCBI's taxonomy places the organism in Eukaryota, Metazoa, Echinodermata, Echinoidea, Camarodonta, Strongylocentrotidae. The coding region runs from base 31 to 1401 and encodes 456 amino acids. The transcript has 10 exons. The record is from RefSeq and is a predicted model, not a curated record. Gene Ontology annotation, molecular function: histone acetyltransferase activity.
UUACCUAUCACUUCCGGUCCUCAAUGCAAAAUGGCCGAGAAUGCGGACAAACCCUCGGCGAAGGGCUCCACAAAAGCACAAGAAAACAACAUGAAUUCUUCACUGAAAGACACGGAUUCCAAAGUGACAUCGCCACAGAAUGGUAGCACCAAUGAUUCAGACAAUGAAAAUGAUGAAAACUCGUUGAAAAUCGGUGAUACUUACUUGAUACAGCGGCACGACAACACGUGGCACAAUGCCGAGAUUGUGCAGACCAGAAAGAAUGAACAGGAUAGCAACAAGAAGGAGUAUUAUGUACACUACAAAGGACUCAAUCGGCGCAUGGACGAGUGGGUCGGGAAAGAGAAGGUGAACGUCCAACAGCCCCCCCAGGAGAGGCAGAAGUCCGAGACCGGAGACUCGCUGGACGACUCGGACAGAAAGAUCACCAGGAACCAGAAGAGAAAACACGACGAGAUCAACCAUGUUCAGAAGAGCUUUGCAGAAAUGGAUCCAACGACAGCUGCAUUGGAAAGAGAGCAUGAAGCUAUUACCAAAGUCAAGUACGUCAACAGGGUUCAGAUAGGCAAGUACGAGAUCGAUGCUUGGUACUUCUCGCCUUUCCCCGACGACUACGGCAAGCAAGCCAAGCUCUGGAUCUGUGAAUACUGCCUAAAGUACAUGAGAUUUGAGAAGACCUUUAGGAAGCACCUGGGUGAUUGCUUAUUGAAGCAGCCUUCAGGUAUAGAGAUCUACAGGAGAGGCUCCAUCUCAGUGUACGAAGUCAACGGAAAAGACCACAAGCUGUACUGCCAAAACAUGUGUCUACUUGCCAAGCUCUUCCUGGAUCACAAGACGCUCUACUUUGAUGUGGAGCCAUUCCUCUUCUACAUCCUGACAGAGGUCGACAGACACGGCGCCCAUCUCGUUGGAUUCUUCUCAAAGGAGAAGGAAUCGCCUGACGGUAACAACGUAGCUUGCAUUCUCAUCUUACCUCCAUUCCAGAGGAAAGGAUAUGGCAAAUUCCUCAUCGCAUUCAGUUAUGAGUUGUCGAAGUUAGAGAACUGUGUUGGGUCACCAGAGAAACCCCUAUCUGAUCUUGGGAAGCUGAGCUAUCGCAGCUACUGGUCUUGGGUUCUCUUGGAGAUUCUGAGGGACUUCAAAGGAACAUUGUCCAUCAGAGACCUAAGCCAAAUGACGAGCAUCACGCAACCCGACAUCAUCAGCACCCUGCAGGCCCUCAAUAUGAUAAAGUACUGGAAGGGGCAGCACGUGAUCUGCGUCACCCCCAAGCUGGUGGAGGAACACCUCAAGAGCGCCCAGUACAAGAGGCCCAGACUCACCGUGGACACCAGCUGUCUCCGGUGGCAGGCCCCCAAGAAACCCAUGCUCCACUCAAGAGGACAGAAGAUGAAGAAGUGAGAGAGAGAGAGAGAGAGAGAGAGGAGUUCCUGGAUUUUUUAGAAGAUCAGUCAGUCACUAAGACUAUGAAGGGAAUUUAUUCUUCAAAGGGAGUUUGUUUUCAAAGGUAUUUUCUGAAGAAGUGAUGUAUCUGCAGACGAUAAUCUGCAAACUAUUUUGGAAGAUAUGUUUGUCAAGAGGAGUGCGGAUGGUCAUAUAUGAUAUGAGAGAUAGAUUGAUAGGAAGUUGCUCUUACAAGACAAUGUUCAAAGGUACUUUCUGAAGAAGUUGUUCUCAGAUGAUAUUAUUAACUGUCAAAGGUAUUUCAGAAGAAUUGAUUCUUUAAAGAUAUCUAAUUGUCAAGUCCUUCUCUGAAGAAGUUGUUUUCCAAAAAUAUCUAAUUGUCUGUGGUAUUUUCUGAAGAAGUGUUGUAGUGUCUUUGGAUAGAAAUCUGCACAACAUUUUGGAAUAUAUGGUAGUUCACAGGACUCUGGGUGUUCACAGAGAAAAGAAGAGUAUAGGAGUGAUUUGUUGCUGUUAAUGAUAUGUGAUUGUCAAAGAUACUUCUGAUGAAGUUGUAAGAUGUACCUGAUUCAGAAUGAGAUGUAGGAGAUUCAUGUGUCUGUUAAAGAGACUGGCUUUUACCAGAGAGCUGUUGACUCGAAUGAUAGGAAAUUUUAAAAGAUAUAAGACUAUCAUAGAAAAUUCGAAAUAAAUAGAUUUCCUGCAUGAUCAUUGAUGUAAUCUUUCAAGAUAUUGAUGCCAUUUGUCUGUCAAGGAUGCUAUCAUUGUCAAAUGCAGUUCUGGAUAAGUGAAGCGGGAUCUUUGAAAGGUCGUCAUCUUAACCUUUCAAGAGAUUCAUUCUUCUGUGAAGGAUACUGUGGCAGUUCUGAGAGAAUUGUAGAGCAAGAAAGAAAGCAUUUUUUAAUUAAAGUACCACAGGAAGUGUCUUUGUGGUUGAAGGAGUAACAGAACUAUCCUUAUUGUACAUUCACCCUUAUUCUGACAUUUCCUUUCCAGUUGAAUGUCACUUGCCUCGGAGUUGAGCUAUAGAAAGUGAUGACCUAAGGAUGAUCAUCAACAUUAAGUUUGAAGGGGACUAACAAUCAUUACACUGAACUGGUCUUACUCCAAAAGUCCAGGAGCUCUACUGAUUACCAAUGCUUAUUUAUCUUCUUGUGUUGAAUAGCAGAAGAUGGAUGGUGGUUAAAACAAGAAUGCUUGUUUAUUCAUCGGUGUAAAUUAGUACAAGUAUUAAGGCUCUUUCUUGUUAAAUUCCAAAUUUUAUAAACUGUUAUGUAAGGUGAAAUCAGAGGAAUUUUGUUAAAUCAAAAGCAGUAUUCUAAUGUGUGCUCUUUUAAUUUUCGACUAUCAGUUUGUGAGGAUUUACGGUGUAUGGUAUGUUGUACCAUGUUGUAAGAAAGCCAAUUUACUCUUAUUAGGAAAGCAACUUAGGGGACCUACAGUUUCAAGUCCUUGCCAUGGGAUAGCUUACCCAAGUGCAUUUCUGUACUUGCUUUUGAAGCUUGGACCUCUCUAUUAUGUGGAGGUGUCGUGUUCUAGUGGAUACGUCACCGUGCGGACUGUGGAUCACAAGGUCCGCGGGUCGAGUCCCGCCGCAGCCCUAAUGUCCUUUGGCAAGACAUUUAAUCUACAUUUGCCACACUCAACCCAGGUGAUGUAAAUGGGUACCUGGCAGGAAUUAAUUCUUUAAAAUGCUACAGCGCCGUAAUGGCAGCCAUGCUAAAGCCAGGGUAAUAAAUGUGGAGCGCCAGAAGUGUCAAGUCUGACAGAUAUGAGCGCUAUACAAGAACCCAUUAUUAUUAUUUCAAAGCCAUGAUGUAGCCCAAGUUACCGUUAUAGAUUUUUGUGUGUGUUCUGACAAUAAUUCUAAAACACCCCUAUUAUAUAUCAGUGAUUUAUAUCCAUGAAGAUUUCAAUCAUUUACCUUCGUGUAACCAUUACACAGUUGUAUCUAAAAAAAAUGUAAAUCUUAUUAAAUCCUUAUAUUGAACUGAAAUUUAAUAUUUUUAAAAACUUUGUGAAAUGAGAUAUGGACAUGGCGUUAUUUGAUUUGUCUACAUGUUGGAGUGUAAGAUUUGGAACCUGGUAUUCAGAAGGAUAACUGUAGUGUUAGGAAUCGCUCUUUACUUUUACAAGUGUUCCAUUUUCAUGCAUUUGUUUUGUUUUUAUGUUUUUGAAGGAUCAGGUUAGUGGUACCCACAUGGGUAUUAUUAAUUUUCAUCUGUUUUGUUAUGAACUACAUUUAUUAAGAUAUUGUGAAUUUUACAGGAGUGAUCCUUCAUUUUUUUUUAAAUACAUGGACCAUGGAAACACCACACAUUGUUAGACCCAGCUAAUUUUGGGGUUGUUUCUGUUUAUUUUGUUUCAUUUUUGUUGUUGUGUAUAUCAUUGCCAGUAAACAAUUGUACAUUGUUACCCUGUAGAUACAUUAUGUCAUGUAGAUAUCUAUAAAAGGACAUGUUAUUUUAGUAUUAUGUAUAUAGCGCUUUGUGCAUAUGUGAAUCAUUCAGAAGUUGUGAAUAAAUUUCUUACAAAAACAAA